AUGGCUACCAAUGACAAUUACAAAGGUGUGAAUGAUAAGAUACAGCUGAAUAAGAAGGCUCUACGUCAUGCCACUACAGCGGAUGAUAUCAAAGAGCUACUCUCAUCUCCGAUGGAUAGACCUAAAAUGUUCAAUAGACAAAGUUCUGUAAUUUUGGCUAAUACGGGAGAAAGAGUACGUAGAACGAUUUCAUUUGCAAAUUCGAGCUAUGAGAGCUUUGAUGAUAAUAACGUUACUGAACUGGAUCCAUUACUACCUCAAUCAGACAGGCGUACAAAUCCAAGACUGGUUGGAGUAUAUUUAAGUUGGAAAUACUUGCAUGAAGUUUAUCAAAAUGACAUUGUCAGAAGUGUGCUAAAGUGUUCAAUAGCUUAUUUGAUUGCAUCUAUGGGUGUAUAUUAUACGCCAUUCGAUGAAUUUUUGGGAAAAACUGAUUCUAAACAUCUAGUUGCAACUGUUGCUGUAUAUUUUCAUCCUUCAAGAUCGAAAGGGUCAAUGUUUCAAACGUUAUUAUUUGUUGUGAUAUCGUUGCUAUUCAGCUUCAGUGUGUCAUUUGCAUGUAGGUUCAUAGCUGGAACUUUCUUUAAAAAUGGUGAAGAUGAAAUCUCAUAUUCAAUUGAUUUGAUCGUUAGUUCAAUUUCCUUGGGUGUAAUUGCAUUUAUGAAACAAAGGGUAAAUAAGCAAACGUUUAAUACAGCAUGUUCUUUAGCAUCUAUAUCAGUGGUAGCUUGUGUUGUUAAGGAGGGCAGUUUGAAUGCUGCUGAUAUUCCUAUUGAAAGACUCCGCUCAACAGCUCAAGUAGUCGUCACUGGCUGUAUUAUCUCAGUGGGUAUGUGCUACUUGCUUUGGCCGGUUAGCGCAGUAGAUAAGCUACGCAGUAAUCUCAAUGAUUCGUACAAUAUCAUGUCUUCGCUUCUAUCAAUCAUUCCAAAUAGAAUAUUAAAAGGAGCUAAAUUUACAAGUAGAGAUGCCGAGUAUUUCAAUGCUUUAAAGAAAAAUAUAGCUCAAUUGAAUUCAAGCUUUGAGGAAGCUAAAUUUGAAUUAAAGUUUAAAGGAAGGGAGCAGGAAUUAGCAAUUUUUGCUGAAAUGGUUAAUGUUACAAUUUCUUUGACGAGAAACCUACAAGCAUUGAGAAGUUCUACGGAAAUGCUGUGGAAGUUAUUGCAUGAAGAAAACUCUGAAGAACAAAAUAAUGAGAGCCAUUCAAUUUCAAGUCUAGAGAGCUAUGAAGAUGAUAUUUUGAGAUUAUCACAAUCAACAGAGUAUUUAACUAAUAUCAAUACACCGACUAUUAGUGGUGACUCGUCUAAUAUAGACUACACAGCAAUUAACUCGACUCAAUUAUUUGACUUAUUUGUUUACUACUUGGCGCCAUCAAUGAAGUCAUUUAUCUUCACUUUGAAAGGUGUAUUAAGUGAGAUACCUUUUGAGAAUAAGUCAUCACCAAAUAAUUUUGUCAACACUACAAACUAUCAGAAUUCUUUGAGAUCUGCUUUGGAGUUAUUUCAUGAUAAGCAAACAAAAUCAUUUGAAAAAAUAUAUGCACAAGAAAUCUUCAAGCCGCCAUCUGACUUUUUUUCCAAGGCAGACCAGGAAGAAGUAACAGCUUGUUGUGGAAACUUUUCAUCAUUGUUAAGAUUAUUCGCGGAAGACUUGAUAGAGUUUUUACAAUUGGCAGAAGAAUAUGAAAAAUCACGUACUACUCCAAGAACAUGGAAUUGGUUAAAAUUUUGGAAGGGUAAUCUGGCUAAUGAUAGCCUGAUAAUUGAUGAAAAUUCCAACCUUGAACAUUCUCUAAAUGAGGCGCUAAUUAAUUUUCAGAACCACCUUGGAUCAGGUAAUACCAGUCGUGUAUCCAGAAGCCCUAGAGCAAUUGAGAGAUGGUCUUUCAGUCUAUGGAAGGCCUUGAAAGUAUUCCGUAGAAUUGACGUCCAGUUUGGUAUUAGAGUUGGAUUAGGUGCGUUUUUCCUUUCCCUAUUUGCGUACCAUCCACUUACAAAACAUACUUUCAACCUUUGGAGAGGUGAAUGGGCCUUAACAAUUUACUGUAUCAUGAUGAAUAAAUCAUUAGGAGGAACCACUAUGACUGUUAAGUGGAGGUUCAUUGGUACAUUUUUAGGUGCGGUCACUGCCUAUAUAAUUUGGAUAUUAACUGAUGGUAAUGUUUAUGCGUUGUCACUAACUGGCUUUCUCUUGUCAAUACCAUGCUUCUAUAUUAUCAUUUAUUGGAAGAAAAAUAAUGCAUUUGGACGGUUUAUUUUAUUGACUUACAAUUUGACUGCAUUAUAUUCCUAUAGUAUGACGCAAAAGGAUACAGAAGAUGGAAAUGAAGGGGGUGAUGAGCCUAUUAUUGGAGAAAUCGCCUUUCACAGAUACGUUGCAGUGUCCGUUGGUAUAAUAUGGGCUCUUACUAUGGCAUCGUGCUUCUUACCCAACAGUGCCAGAGGAAGGUUGAAGAAUGGGUUGGCCAUUUUAUGGUUGAGGAUGGGUGUUAUCUGGGAUAGUGACCCAUUAGAUUAUGUUUACGAUCUGUCAGUAAAUAGUUCCUGUCUUAUUGGAUUGAAGGACCAAAAGGGAAUCAAUGAUUUAUUAGCAGAAUGUGAGACUCUUUUAAAACAAGCCCCGAUUGAAUUUAGAUUAAAAGGUAGUUUCCCAAAGGCCACAUACGAAAAGCUAUUGAAGUCUACGUCGACAAUUAUAGAUGCAUUUCAGAAUAUGAAUCACAUGGUUAGAGUUGACCCUAGAUUGAGUGCAAAUGAGGAAUAUGUAUUGAAAUAUAUCGCUGCAGAACGGAGUGAAUUAGAAGAUAGGAUUUUCUUGAUAUUCUACAUGAUUGCCAGUGCCAUGAAAUUAAAUUUUCCAUUGCCAGUUAAACCCGCAUCUAUGGAACAUGCAAGAGAUAGAAUGUUAUACAAACUUAGCGAAAUACGAUCAUACAAUGCAACCGAUUCUGAAUUAGCUUUAAAGAAUGAAGACUAUUUCUUACUAUACUCCUAUACUCUAGUCACUUCAUCUAUCGCUGAAGAGUUGCAUAAAAUUGUUGAUGUUAUUAAGGAACUUCUUGGUGAAUUAUCUGAAGACAUGUUUCAAUUUGUAUAG
Molecule: messenger RNA, 3099 nt
Organism: Debaryomyces fabryi
Lineage: Eukaryota; Fungi; Ascomycota; Pichiomycetes; Serinales; Debaryomycetaceae
Exons: 1
Coding region: 1-3099 (1032 amino acids)
Source: RefSeq, a predicted model, not a curated record